Molecule: messenger RNA, 2414 nt
Organism: Camellia sinensis
Lineage: Eukaryota; Viridiplantae; Streptophyta; Magnoliopsida; Ericales; Theaceae
Source: RefSeq, a predicted model, not a curated record
CCUCAUCUAAUGCGAUAUAUUCUCCACCCCAUAAAAACCCUACCAACAAAACAAUCCACCCUCUCUCCCAUCACCUCUCGUAUCCCAUCACCCCAAACUUCACAAAAAUAAUCCCAAACACAAACAAACCCAACCAGCCAUGGCCAAAAAGAAGACUACCCACCACAACCGCCAAGACGAUAAACCUCCCCAAAACCCGCAUCACACCCACCAAGCCGCCAUGGACGACGCUUCCGAGAAGCUCGAUAACUUGAAAUCCCUCAACUCUAUACUUCUCAAAGAGGCCGUUGAGCGCCGCCAACAGGUCGAAUCGCUUCUCCAUUCAAAAGGGUUUCUGGAGUCCGAGUUGAAUCGGUCUGAUAUGGAGAAACAGGGCUUGCAAUCUGAGUUGGUUCUGUUGCACGACCUAGCUGCUCAGCUUGAGUUGGAGAGGGAUUUGGUUUAUGGGUUCGUUGGUGUGCAGGUGAGUGAGCAGGCGGAGGUGGUUGAGAAGGAGAGAGAUGGGUUUUGGAGAGAGAAGGUGGAGAUUGAAGGGAGGUUGUUGGGACUAGAGAGAGAAAUGAAGGAGGUUGUGAGAGAGAAGAGUGAGAUUGAGAAGGUGAGGAGAGAGAGGGAAUCUGAGAUUGGGGUUUUGAAGAAGAAGUUGAGGGACCUUGUUGUGGAGAUUGAAAAUGAGAGAGAUGGGUCGAGUCGUCUGUGUCGAGAGAGGGAUGUUUUGAAUGGUAGACUUGAUGCUCAGAUUGAGGAGACAAAUGGGUUGAGACUUGAACUCAAUGAGGCAGAGAAAAGAGAGAGAAAGAUUCAAGAAGAGGUUGAGAAAAUGAAGAUGAAAUACAAUGCGGUGAUGGAGGAAAAAAAUGAGAGAGAAAGAAGGAUUGAAUCGGUUUUGAGGGACAAGGAUUCAAUUGAGAGGAAUUUGGCCGAGUCGAAUCGGGUAAUUGAGGAAUUGAAGACUGAAAUUGAGGAAAUAGUUAGCGAGAAGAAAGGGAUUGAGGAGGAGAGGAGUUUGGAAAUGAUGAAGAAAAAGGAGUUCGAAACUGCAGUGGGUGCACUCAAUGAGAAGGUAGUGAGUUUGCAAAAGGAAGAACAGAGGUUGCGGGCUAACGUAGCCGAUUUGGAGAAGAGGUAUGUGGAAAGUGUGGAGAUGGAAAAGCAGAUGGUGGAGAAGAUUGAUGUUUUAGUGAAAGAAAUGAAGGAGAAGGAAAGGAGCUUUGAGAGUUUGAUUGAGGAAAAGGGUUUGAUCAAGGAAGAUUUGAACCAGUCUUUGAAGGGACUAGAUGACCAGAAGCGAAAAAUGGAUGAAAUAGUUCGAAAGAAAAUUGAGAUCGAGGAGGCGAAAGUCAGAGCCGAGAAUGAAAUUGUUGAAAUGCAGAGAGAGAUGGGUGAACUUAUGGAUGAUAUAUCAGCAUUGGAAGCUUCAUGUAGGAAUCAAACAGAGAAGAAUGAGCAAUUGCAAUCUGUAGUUAAUCGAUAUAGAGAUGAAAUUACUCAAAUCACUAUUGAGAGGAAUGAGGAUAGAAAGGGCUUUGAAGAUGAGAAAAAGAUUAGUAUAAGCUUGAGGGAGAGAGUUUUGGAAAUGGAGAAGAAGAUUAAAGAAACCCAGAAGGUUGUUGGUCAGAUGAAAGCUGAAAAUUGUAAUGUGAUUGAAGAAAAGAAUGAGUUGGAAAGCCGAUGUGAUAUGUUGAUGAAGGAAAUAGCGACAUUGGAGAAUUCACUUUUGAAGGUUAGGAAAGAAUUUGAUGAUAUGAAGGCUAAAGUGGAAGCUGCUAACGCUAAGUCGGAGCAUGUCUUGAAAAUGUUAAGGAACACUGGAGGGAUUGUUUGUCUGUCGAAAGAUGGAAUUGGCCUUACAGAAUAUAAUGGGAUUAUUGAUGAAGAACAGGUUGGAGAAGAGGUUAAACCGUAUGUGGCCGAGUUGGAAGCAAUCCAGAAUGCUUUCAAGAACAGGGACGCUAAGGUUGAAGGCAUGAAGCAGCAGCUUGUGAUUCUGCAGAAUUCGGUAGCAGAGGCGAGAAAGGGGAAGAACUUUUGGACUUUGGUGUCAUCUGCAACAACAAUAUUUGCUGCAGCUUCUGUUGCAUAUGUUGCUCGUAUUCGCUGAAUGCAUUUUUUUUUUUCUGAUUUAAGUCCAUUCUGAUAGGUGCAAAAGCUAGCAAUUCCAAGAGUAGUAACUAGCAGGCCAAAAAGAAAUGCCAAUGCAGAUUAUUCUCAACUAGAGAUCAUUUUCUUAUAUGCUUUUACUUCUUUUCAGUCCUAAGGAACAAUACAGCGCACUAUUUCCCUUUUGCCCUUUUUUCCUUUGAUUCAAAACUAUAUUUGAAUCAUUAUGUUAUGAUGUUUUGAUCACUCUUUUGUAUUGGGGUUUGAGAGCUCCAGGAAAUGCAAUGAAUCCCAUUUAAUUGGCACUAGAUAAA